AUGCACCAGCUCCGAUCUGUUCACUUGGGAAUUUUUCAACUCGAAAACAGUGUGACUGUGACUGUGAGUGUGAGUUUUCUCGAUUGUGUAGCAGUUUCUUGCACUUACUUAGUGUCCGUACUCCAUCCACACGACCAACGCUCAAGAAGCGCACUCACCAGACCUUUAUAAUCACUGCUUUCUGUGCAAGGUUUCUGACAAUUAUUUCCUCUGAGAAAGUAGCUAGUGCACCGGUGAACUCCUAUACCCUAACUGUGGACCUGUACUGUGGCAUCGUGGUCGUGCAGUUGGUGGCUAGGCUAUGGCGAGCCUCACUCAGACAGUGUAUGGCGGCCAGUUCCGCGACACAGCACCGAGCAUCCGUGCGGCUGGCAAAACAAUCUCACCGCCAAGAAGCACUACCAAGGAGUGUAUCGCUACCACACUGGAAAGGCCGCCCACACCAGAAAUAGUACGAAAGUUCCAACCGACUAUCAAGCGACCAGAAGUGGGUGAGGAGAGAGUACACUUUGGCAGGGCGUAUGAUGACCCAACCACGGCUAGGACUAUGAGACAUGGCGUCGACACUAAGCCAUCACUCUUUACAGGUGACUUGGCAAAUCCAGCCCGGCAGACCAAUGUUCAACAACGCAUGGAGGAGAUGAAGACAAAGGUCUAUGCAUCCAGUAAAACAGCGCCACUGGGACAGUCACAUGACCAGACUCCAGGACUACCAAGGUCAUUUGAUCCCAUGAGAUCAACGUGCGGCCGAAGGACGAAAUACGAUGGCACGGUUCAAGAAGUGGUAAAUCCUGACAAAAGUGAAGAGCAAGUCGAGCAAGAGUCGUCUGCAGGUCACAACUUCUAUGCCAAAACACAUAACGACUACUAUGUCGGUGAAAGAGUUGACCGUGACUAUGACUGGUCAACCUACCCAAGAAACUUCAAGUUUGGAGUGGAGACACCAUGCGAUCCGAGAGGAAUCUAUGUACCUGCUUCACUGCGAUGGCUUCACUUUGCUGAGGAGAAACGUGCAGCAAAACUGACCAAUGACUCUGCCGACAAGUACCAUGAGAAAUAUACGCACCAGCUGGGGAAACCCCUCGACCCGCUGAAGGAGACGCGCAAUCUGCCAGAGGAUCACGUUUUCGGACUUCUCUUUCCACCGGACGAAUUUGGUGCUGCUGAUCUUAUUCACAAUCGUAAACAGAUCAAUUUUCUGCGCGGCCAUGACAGACUGCGCGGUGUGGUGGCAGCAUUGCGACACCAACUGAAGAAACUUAACUAUCAGCGAUUCUCUGAUCUGCAAGCAGCUUUCCGUCACUAUGAUAAGAGAGGUACCGGGAAGAUUGAUGUCCUGCAGUUGCGCGAGAUUUGCGAGGAAUACGGCUUGCCAGCUGAAGAUGACGUUCUACUGACCUUGGUUGAUUGGUGUGAUGCAGAUGGUGAUGGACUUAUUGACUAUGAUGACUUUGCAGAUUUCCUCAACUGGCGCUCUAAGAUGCCAGAAGCCCCGUUGCAGCGGUUAAUGCAGCCAGAAUUCUCAGGCACAAGCAGGAGCCCGUCGAAUCCGAGUAGCAAUGCUGGUAGCGGACGCACAAGUGUUGCCUCAACACCACCCACAGCGGAUGGCAAGCGGAAGAAGUCGGGUCGAAGUGUCCGUCAAAUCGAUCCCAACGUUGGUGGCUACUUCACAUGGUCCAGACAAACAAACUCAGUAGUUGGAGGAGUGAGAACAGAAGGCUGGAGAAGCUAUGGUGUACCAACAAUAAGAUCUGACCUGGCUGCACCACGGCUAAGAAGAGUUAGUGACCGAAGGAAUUAUGGCGAUGAGGCUGAUGCCAAUGCCUUGAUCAGUCCAUCAAUCUACUCACAAGCUGGGGUAACAUCUCGAGACUUCUUCCAACCAAGGUCAAAGGAAGAAAUACGGAGGAUAUUUACUGCACUCGGUGCUGACAUUACGGACAGUUCCUUUGAUGAACUGUGGGAGAAGGCAAAGUCAGUGGAUGUUAAUGGCCUGGUAAGCAUGGAAUCAUUCCGCGCUGUCUUGGAGCAAGCACACAUUGAGCAGCUACAGCUCCAAGGACAGCUUGUAUCACCGGGCAGAAGUAGGGAGGCAGCCAAAGAGACGCCAUUGAAGGAAGCUACUCUGGCUGCUGCUGCUGCAGGGGAAGAAUAGCUACAACACCUUCUAUAGCAAUAUCAUCAUGAUCAUCAUGCAAGAAAGUAACUCCAAGCGUGGAUGCUUCUUUCUCAAUCGUUUUUAAAAGGAUUGUCCCACUGUGGGACACAGUAACAUGCCGUUCUGAAUCUGGCUCUGCAAUUCACCUCAUGAUCUUUCUCAGUGAUUCACCUCAUGAUCUUCCUCAGCACACUGGGACUGUAUUGCGGAUUAGAAACUUGAAGUGCACGUCACGUAUGUAGAUUGUUUCCGCCAAUCAUAAUGCAUUCCUAUAUUGAAGUAUUGACAAGUCUUGAUCCACAUACAUGUGUGCAAACAGGUGUUUCCAGUAUGACACUCAGCCAUCUUGCUUCCUCAUUUGAAUGUUCCAUUAUACAUGUAUAGCAUGGAGAAAUGAGUUGUAGUCAUGUUAGCUCUUCACGUCUUUCUAUGUGCCAUAUACCAGUAGAUUCUGUCACCAAAGAAUAUACCGCGGACAGCUCUCGGA
This is a messenger RNA of Sycon ciliatum, 2648 nucleotides long. Its product is annotated as EF-hand domain-containing family member B-like. The record is from RefSeq and is a predicted model, not a curated record. The transcript has 18 exons. Gene Ontology annotation, molecular function: calcium ion binding. Bases 302 to 2158 code for a protein of 618 amino acids. Lineage: Eukaryota; Metazoa; Porifera; Calcarea; Leucosolenida; Sycettidae.